GCGCUUCGCAUGUCCGGCAUCGAGCCGGCGCACCCCGCGAUCCCAAACGCUGCCGCUCUCAAUGACGGUCUCCUUAGGGCGACCCAGAGAGCAGCCCGUGCAGCUGAAACGGGAAAUGCAGCUGCGAGCGCAGAAGAGGCCUCCGGUGCCGAUGCACCGACGGAUGCCCCUUCUGAGACCGCGGACGAAAACGCGCGUCUUGAUGCUCGCGAGGCUGAACUCCUCGCUGAGGCAGAAGGUCAUCCUCCUGCCGAGGUUGAGGCAGUUCCGCAGCCAGCUGCUGCGAGUGGCGCUGCUCCGAGUGCCCCGCCCGCCAAGGCGCCCCCGCCCCACCUGCGGGGCACCACGGCCGGCGAAGAAGCCCAGGAAGGGCGCGGCGCACGAGCGCCCUGCGACGAAGCAGGCGAUGGCCCUGUUUCAGGGCCGCUCGUCGCAGGAGGCGCCACAGUCGCGACCGUUGUCGCGUUGCUAGACGCGUACCAUAUGGUGCCACGCCCAAGAGGAGCCGUGGCCAUUGCCACGUUGAUCCUAGCGGCCACUGCUGCAGCCUUGGUGGGUGUGCGGUGGGCAACGCUGCUGCAGCCGCUCUUCAAUCCGCCGACGCCGCGCAGCCUCCUACUGCCGCUGAUGCCUGGAGGAGAUUUAGUGAGGGAUGAGCGGAGGGAGAGUGCUGCAUAUGUGCGGUCCUUGGUGGACCAAGCACAGGAACAGGCGGCUGACGGGCGUGUAACGCCGUUAGCCAUCCUAGAUGCCGCGCCCCCGGCGCGAGGUGGAGAUGCGAACGUCGCCCUCCACCCGGUUAUGCUCACCGCGUUCACCUAUGACGAUCCAGAGCUCACGUCUGCCGCAACCGCAGCUAA
Symbiodinium necroappetens is the source of this 860-nucleotide messenger RNA. Lineage: Eukaryota; Dinophyceae; Suessiales; Symbiodiniaceae. The record is from the annotation of a GenBank genome assembly.